Molecule: messenger RNA, 1063 nt
Organism: Saprolegnia diclina VS20
Lineage: Eukaryota; Oomycota; Saprolegniomycetes; Saprolegniales; Saprolegniaceae
Exons: 7
Coding region: 1-1056 (351 amino acids)
Source: RefSeq, a predicted model, not a curated record
AUGAAAUUUCAGUCGUUUAGUGUACUGGGAACCGUGGUGCCCGAGCCGUGCCCCGCGGGGCUACUUGGAAACACCACGGGCUUGACAACAAAGGCAUGUGCCCCGGUGUGCACGCUAUCGUACUGCCCACUGCCACGCUGUCCUGCGGGCUAUUACUGCCCGCUUGGCGCACCGACCCCUAUUCCGUGUGGUGGCCCCACCGUCUUUUGCCCCGUCGGCUCGUCGGUGCCAACGCUUGUCACGACUGGCUACUACACGAUCGCUACUCGGACGCUCAACCCUAGCGGUACGGGCAUGACAACAGGGCUCGUCACGCGCGUGGCCGAAGUGCCGUGUGAAGUUGGGACGUUCUGCGAGAAUGGCUGCAAGAAACCUUGUCCUGCAGGAACCUAUGGAAUGGCGCACGGCUUGUCGUCUGCUGCGUGCACGGGAAACUGCCCGGCAGGUUACUUUUGUCCUCUGGGCUCGGCGACGUACCUCGACACGGCGUGCGUCGAUCCGUCGGUCUACUGUCCCGGAAGCAACGCCACACCGACGCCAGUGACCCAAGGGUUCCUUACCACGCUCGGGUUUGACGGCCGUCUUCGCGUCGGCCAAACAGUCUGCCCGCUUGGCACCUACUGCGUCCGUGGCGUGCGACAUCUUUGCCCUUGGGGCAGUUAUGGAGCUACGACGGGGCUCUCGACAAUGGCGUGCUCGGGGGCGUGCGCCCCCGGCUCGACCUGUCCCGCCGGCGCGACGUCGGCACAACAAGCACUCUGCCCCGCAGGCACGUAUGCAAUCAACGGCAAACAAUGCGUACCGUGCCGACCUGGGUUUUGGUGCUCGAGUGGGUCACCGUCCCCGACGCAAAACGCGUGUGGCAGCAGUAGCGCCUACUGCCCGCUGGGCGCGAGCGCGCCGCUUACAGUUCAAGCCGGCUACUAUGCCUACAGCCCCAACGCUCUCUCGGGCGCCAACAUGGACUUUACGGGCCAAGUCCUUUGCAAUCUCCAAGACACUGUGCUCUUCCCGCAGUGUCCGUCGAUUACUACUGGCUUCAAUAGCCAGGUGUAAGAUUGGA